Pongo pygmaeus (Bornean orangutan) is the source of this 1352-nucleotide messenger RNA. It is a transcript of the gene MTFP1, whose product is annotated as mitochondrial fission process 1. The record is from RefSeq and is a predicted model, not a curated record. The transcript has 4 exons. Gene Ontology annotation, biological process: mitochondrial fission. Bases 336 to 836 code for a protein of 166 amino acids. Lineage: Eukaryota; Metazoa; Chordata; Mammalia; Primates; Hominidae. Gene Ontology annotation, cellular component: mitochondrion.
GACUCUUGCCCGAGGUCACCAGCUUUGCAGUGUAGCAUCCCCCGAUUUGAUCCCCUGUCUCUUUGGCUGCAAAACCUACACGCAGUCCUGGGAGCGGUUAGCGCCAACAGCUCAGAGAAAACGUGACGAAAACCAGUCUGUAAAACCCGAGCCUGGGAGAGGGGCUUCGGUGCGCGGGGGAAUUUGCAGACGCUCCCUGCUGGCGGAGAUUUCCUGACCUGUCCUUCAGCGCGGGACUUUCGGCGGGUCCCGGCCGGGCAGACCCGGGUGCCGGCGGCGGAGACUGCAGUGGAGCCAGUACCGGCUGCAGUGGCCGGGGCCGUGGCGGGAGAGUCAUGUUACAGCCGCAGCCGCGGGGCGCAGAGCGCGAUCUCUACCGGGACACGUGGGUGCGAUACCUGGGCUAUGCCAAUGAGGUGGGCGAGGCUUUCCGCUCUCUUGUGCCGGCGGCGGUGGUGUGGCUGAGCUAUGGCGUGGCCAGCUCCUACGUGCUGGCGGAUGCCAUUGACAAAGGCAAGAAGGCUGGAGAGGUGCCCAGCCCUGAAGCAGGCCGCAGAGCCAGGGUGACCGUGGCUGUGGUGGACACCUUUGUAUGGCAGGCUCUGGCCUCUGUGGCCAUUCCGGGCUUCACCAUCAACCGCGUGUGUGCCGCCUCUCUCUAUGUCCUGGGCACUGCCACCCGCUGGCCCCUGGCUGUCCGCAAGUGGACCACCACCGUGCUUGGGCUGUUGACCAUCCCCAUCAUUAUCCACCCCAUUGACAGGUCGGUGGAUUUCCUCCUGGACUCCAGCCUGCGCAAGCUCUACCCAUCAGUGGGGAAGCCCAGCUCCUCCUGAUCAUACUCUGGUACCUGGCCUGUGCAUUGGCCUCCUGCUUCAUGUCAACCUCCCACUCCUGCCAGGGGAUGUGGACGCCUGGCUCCCUGGGGUCCAAAGACCCUGGCACCUGGGUUGGUUUGAGCCGGACAGAAGCUUAGAGACAAAGGCUUCAAGAAGCAGUGGCUGCAGGGAGUCACAGAUGGGCAGGACCUGAACUCUGUCAGCUUCCCUGGAAUUCAAGAUGCUGAGUGAAAGUGGACCCUGGGUGGGCCCAGCCCUGUCUUUUUCAGGAAAAUUACAUCCUCCCAUGGAGGAUGAGAGACUGAGGCUCAGGGAGGGCAAGGAAUAGCCCAAGAUCACUUGGCAAGCUGGGCACCCAGGACCCCCAGGUGCUUGACAGAGUCACCCCAUGGUGGUAUGGCUGAACAAGGAGCAGCAAACUCAGGGAGAAACUCAGGAGUGCAGUACCAGGGAUACCUCAGGACAGAUUCUCUGGCCAGGCCCUUCCCUGACCCAAUAAAUCCUGAAGAGGUU